UGGAGUCUGUUGCUGGCAGGAAACCGAGUGUCGUUGAAAUAACCGAGUUAACUCAGAAAGCCAUCGACAGAUACAAGGCUUUGCCCAAACCUGCACAAGAUGAGCUCAAAAAGCAGUUCCCUGCUUUGGUUCACGGAUUCACAAGCAAGAAAUUCCAUAAGAUGGUGGCGAGAAUGUUGAUCAACAACUAG
Messenger RNA from Ostertagia ostertagi, 191 nucleotides. NCBI's taxonomy places the organism in Eukaryota, Metazoa, Nematoda, Chromadorea, Rhabditida, Trichostrongylidae. The record is from the annotation of a GenBank genome assembly.